UUAGUGGUCAAUCGUGAUGGAUCGAUGCUGGCGGUAUCGUCUUACAAUCGAGAAGUGUUAAAAUUUUAAUUUCGAAUAACUUAAACGCUCACAAAAAUGACAAGUUCUUUAGCAAUGGCAAGUUCAACCGUUGCUACUAGCGCUGCGGAAAAUAUAGCGCAGAAAUUUACUUUCGGUACAAUCGAUUAUAUAGUGUUCGUAUUUAUGUUGUUGACUUCAGCCGGUAUUGGGGUCUAUUUUGGCUUCUUUUCAAAAUCGAAAAAUACCACCGAUGAAUAUUUGAUGGGAAGUAAGAAAAUGAAAACUCUACCCAUUGCAAUUUCACUUGUAGCCAGCCAACUUUCUGGCAUAGCCAUUAUGUCAGUGCCGGCCGAGAAUUAUUCAUUUGGCUUCGCAUAUAUCUAUAUGGUUUUUUCAAUUAUCCUGGUGGUGCCCAUAUUGAACUACAUUAUUGUACCUGUGUUCUACAAAAACAACAUCUCAAAUUGUUAUGAGUAUCUACAAAAACGUUUCGAUAGACGUACACGAAGAGUCGUCACAGCCUCUUUUGUUUGCAAUGCCUGUCUCAUGUUGCCCGUUUACAUUUUUGUUCCUGCCUUGGCAUUCUCUCAAGUGACAGGCAUAAAUAUUCAUUUAAUCAAUGCCGUCGUUUGUUCGAUAUGCAUGUUCUAUACCAUGUUGGGUGGUAUUAAAGCCGUUGUUUGGACCGAUGUCAUACAGGCUGGCAUAAUGAUCACAUCAGUGGUGUUGGUGGGCGUACUGGGUACUCUUAAAGUCGGUGGUUUAUCCAAGGUAUUGGAAAAUGCAGCCGAAGGUGGUCGUCUAGAUUUUUUCUAUGGCUUGGAUCCACGAAUAAGGACAUCUGUUCUAAGUCUCUUUACCGGCGGCAUAUGCAUGUGGACUGGUCACAUUGGUUUGAAUCAGAGUUGUGUUCAACGUAUUGUAUCGCUGCCAAGUAUGGAAAACGCCAGAAGAGCUUUAGUCAUUACCUCUUUUGGAGUAUUCUUCAUUAUGGGCUUUACCUCAUUCACUGGAAUUAUUAUGUUUGCCCGUUAUGCAGGAUGUGAUCCCAUAUUAGCUGGAGUGGUGGAAAAAGCAGAUAAAAUGAUGCCUUUCUUUGUCCAAGACAUUAUGGGCCAUUUAAAGGGUAUGCCGGGUGUUUUCAUAUCCUGCGUUUUCAGUGCAGCUCUUAGCACUAUGUCGGCGAAUUUAAAUUCCUUGGCCGGUGUAGUUUAUUUUGACUACAUCAAACCCUUCAUACAUCACACGGACGCAAAGGCUAAUGCCAUUAUGAAAAUAUUUGUGGUGGUUAUGGGAACUUAUUGCAUUAUAGCCGGUAUAAUGGUGCAAAGAUUCAAAUCGAUUCUACAGACCAUCAUAACUAUAACGAGCAUAAACACUGGCGCUGUGGUUGGCGUCUUCCUCUUGGGAAUGUUAGUGCCCAGAGUCAAAGCAAAGGUGGUAUUUGUUUCCCUUGCUUUAAGUAUAUUAACCAUGCUGUGGAUUAUAAUCAAUGCUCAAAUGCGUUUUAAAUCUGGUGUUAUAAGAUACGAUCCCCUACCCACUACAUUGGAUAGAUGUGAGGAGUAUAAUUUCUAUGAGUUAAUACAAAAAGGCAACUCCUCGAUUCCCACUGUAUCAUCCCCAACUGAGGCUCCUUUAGUAACGACUGCUUUUGAGAGCAAUCGUCCAUUUUCUAUUUAUGAAAUCUCCUUCUAUUGGUACAAGUUGAUCGGGGGCUUUAUUGUAUGGGCCACAGCCAUACCACUGAGUUAUAUCUGGAAACCCAAUGAAGAUGACAAAUAUGAUCCCAAACUUUAUUCACCCUUCAUAAAUAGGCUGUUAGAUUUAGGUCCCAAGGAAAUGGAAAACUUUCCUUUGAAAAUGGAAAAUGGAAACACAAAAAUUUCUAUAGAAGCAAAAAGUUGAAAAGGCUGCCAAGAGUUUUGGAGAUAAGUUUAGUAAUUAGCAAUAGAAUAAUCAAUAAUA
Molecule: messenger RNA, 1989 nt
Organism: Stomoxys calcitrans (stable fly)
Lineage: Eukaryota; Metazoa; Arthropoda; Insecta; Diptera; Muscidae
Product: sodium-coupled monocarboxylate transporter 2
Exons: 10
Coding region: 97-1929 (610 amino acids)
Biological process (GO): sodium ion transport; transmembrane transport
Cellular component (GO): membrane
Molecular function (GO): symporter activity
Source: RefSeq, a predicted model, not a curated record